Musa acuminata AAA Group (dessert banana) is the source of this 1062-nucleotide messenger RNA. RefSeq names its product V-type proton ATPase subunit e1. Bases 514 to 726 code for a protein of 70 amino acids. Gene Ontology annotation, biological process: proton transmembrane transport. Gene Ontology annotation, cellular component: proton-transporting V-type ATPase, V0 domain. The transcript is spliced from 3 exons. Gene Ontology annotation, molecular function: proton-transporting ATPase activity, rotational mechanism. Lineage: Eukaryota; Viridiplantae; Streptophyta; Magnoliopsida; Zingiberales; Musaceae. The record is from RefSeq and is a predicted model, not a curated record.
CUACAAGAACACAUCCUGGAAUGCAGCCUUUACAGUGACGAGAUGGGAGUAAUAUUGGUUGUAGCAGCUUGUGGUACAUAUGGUCCUUGCGAUCACCCUUGUCAUCAGCUUCUGUGGAAAUCGUAUGAUUGUGGCAGUUAAAUGGACCUCAUUCACAGCCAACUCUUCUUUGGCUUUGAGAAUCAUCCAUCACCCAACUAAAUUCUCUAUUGCUUUGUGUGUGUAGUGUCUGUCAUAGCAUGGGUAUGAAUAGUCAACAUGAGCUCAUAUCGUCAAUUUUAGCACGGGUUACGUUGACUGUGUUUUUUUGUAUAUUGUCGGAUGCGGAUUCAAUUGCAUACAAUCCAAAGUCCAAUAAUUUAUCGGGUACGUGAGACCUCCACGGUUGCGGGUCGUUAAAACGAUGUCGGACACAGAUGAUGAGAAGAGCACCCACGAACACCCGAUCCAUCUCGAUCGCGAACGGACGACGCGGAGGAGGAGAUCGAAGCAUAGAAGAAAGAGGGUUUGCCGAUGGGGUUCUUGAUGACCACCAUCAUCUUCGUCGUGGUGGGCGUCGUCGCUUCCGUCUUGGCCCGUCUCUGCUGCAACCGCGGUCCCUCCACCAAUCUGUUUCAUUUGACAUUGAUAAUCACGGCGACAGUCUGCUGUUGGAUGAUGUGGGCAAUCGUCUAUCUUGCACAGCUGAAACCUCUGAUUGUCCCAAUUCUCAGCGAAGGAGAGUGAGAUGCAUGGCAAAGAAUAACUUGGAUCAUGUGUAAUGAUCUAACAAAGAAUAUUCCAUGUUGCUUGCAGUACAACUUAACAGUUUGUUGUAAGGGUCCAUCUUUCUAAUCUCUGAACUAGGAUCAAAAACUGAUACGUAUCCUUAUGGUUCUUGAUGUUGUGCUUCAUUUAGUUGAUUCAUGUGAUCUUUACCUGAGGGCAUUGGUCCCAAGUAGUUAAUUGGUCAAUUUGUUGUUUCUCAACCACAUUGGUGUACGAUAAUAAGGAGAACAAGUGUAAAUUUAUCAUACAUUCAUUUGCUUAAUAAUAUUUUUGUCAUUCUACCUUUGCAUUCUA